Messenger RNA from Owenia fusiformis, 1353 nucleotides. NCBI's taxonomy places the organism in Eukaryota, Metazoa, Annelida, Polychaeta, Sabellida, Oweniidae. The record is from the annotation of a GenBank genome assembly.
UUACCGCCAUAUUGAAAACAAAAUCUAGUGUUUACAAAAUUUGUUCCGGGUUUUCACUGAUUAUGGCUUAACUACAAUCUAAAUGGGGAAAGAAAGAACUCCGAUUCCGAUCAGUCCAGUUACUAAGAAGAAUGGCUACAUGCAGAAUGCUCCUAGAUCACCGGGAUCGGGAGAUUUUUACGAUUUUUCUUGCAAGGUGAUGCUUAUUGGCGAUUCCGGCGUCGGAAAAACUUGUCUUCUUGUUAGAUUCAAAGAUGGUGCAUUCCUUUCCGGGAGUUUCAUUUCCACUGUUGGAAUUGACUUCAGGAAUAAAGUUGUCAAUGUAGAUGGCACCAAAGUAAAACUACAGAUCUGGGAUACAGCAGGGCAAGAGAGAUUCCGCAGCAUCACUCGUGCUUAUUACAGAGACGCGCAGGCUCUGUUAUUGCUCUAUGAUGUCACAACAAAGGCCAGCUUUGAUAAUAUAAGAGCAUGGCUUGCAGAAAUUAAUGAGUACGCUCAAGAUGAUGUUGUUAUCAUGUUGCUAGGGAACAAAUCUGAUAUGACCAAUGAGAGGGUGAUACGCCGAGAAGAUGGUGAGAGGUUAGCAAAGGAAUAUGGAGUGUGCUUUAUGGAAACCAGUGCAAAAACAGGCCUUAACGUAGAUUUAGCAUUUAUGGCAAUAGCUAGGGACUUAAAAAGUAAGAAAACUAGAAAACCCAAUGAAGAAAAGUUCAACGUGGCAGAAUUUGUGGACAAUGAAAAACAGAAAGCUGGUUGUUGUAGCUAGUAUCCAUGGCAACCAAACAAAACAAGAGAUCUACGCAUGAUUGAGCUUGCAUUUGAACUUACAUUUGCCAAGUAAAAAGUGGAAUAUAUUUAUAAAACAGCUAGAAGAGUUCAUCAGAACUCAUAUAUGUCAUAUAGGGGUGAGGGGUUCGUAAAACAUUUACGCAAAGCCGCCUUUUUAUUUGAAUUGGGCUAUAUUUUUAACAGAUCACUAGAUAUGUUCAAACAAUUUGCAAUAUUGAGUCAUUUUUUUUUUUUAAAUCAGUUGCAAUGAUAUUUUCAAGCACCUAACACGCUAUUAUAUGAUCUACAGUUACACCGAUUUUUACCUUUAUAUGUUUAAUUCACAAUAAGUACAAUGAACUCCUAAAGGGUCUUGAUUUCAGUACAAAUGAUCACAUAUAGAUUUUUUAUGCUAGAUCGAAUAGAUCAGAUUAUUCAGCUUUUUCAAAAUAAAUAUUUAUUAAAUGAGUCAGUCAACUUGGUAGGCUGAAUGCACCAUUUAUAAGCAUUAUCAUGUAAAUACGAAACAGAUUUGCCCCUUCGGCCAACAAUUAAUGAAUAAUCAAAAUACAUUCUGGACUC